AUGGCGUUCACUACAUCAGCGACCACCACAUCAAGUGAUAUUGCAAAAUGCAGUGUUUUUGCUGUUUGUUGGCUCAAGGAGGGUGGCAAGCAGCCCACAUCUUCCUGUUUGCCGCAAUUUGCACUCAUCUCGAGCCUGCUAGCUAUGAAGCACCUCCUCCAUGUCCUGGUGAGAGACGAGAGGCGUAGAGCAAGCAAUAUAUCUCAAGCAAUGCCAUGUCUUGCAGUAGUCUGGAGAACACACGAUGAAUUGGAGCUGUCGUAUCUGGAUACUGAGAAGUCUGCUGAGCCAGGCAACAAUCUCGUUUCGAAGGCUGCUGGAUGCUCGGCGCAUGGUGAUGGUUCUGUCCUGCGAAAAUUUGAUUCGCUGCGUUCUUUGACUAGUGUUCUAGAUAUUGGAACUCCACAGAAAAAGGAAUACUUUCUUUGUGCAGAAACUCCCAGCGCUGCAAGAGCAUGGGUAUCCACUUUACAUGCGACUCAGUUGGUACUACAGGCUCAUAAGGAGGCUGUGAAUUCAUUGGGUGAGAAUGGUCCUGCAAAAUUGGGAACAGUUGCAACUAUUGUGGCUGUAGCCAAUGCCACGGCAAUUGAAGCAACAAAGGAGGUACAGGCUGCAAUGAAGAUUUCCCUGCGGGCAACUUUGGGCACAACUACAAAUAAACUUACCAAAGGCCAAUUAGAUGAUCUCACAAUAAUGAUGGAUAUUCGUGCACGUGAUUCUACCAUCAAUGAAAUUGCAGAAAAGUUACAGGAGACUGCAGAAGCAGCUGAAACUGCUGCUUCUGCAGCACGUUCAAUUGAUGAAGAGAGAAGAUUUUUUACGUCAGAACUUGAACGUCUGAAACAAGACCAUGAGAAACAAGUUGAAGCAUCUUUGCUUAGGUUAAGGGAAUCGGAGGAGAAAGCAAAGCUUCUUGUUGAAGAGAGAGAUCGUUUGCUAACAGAGAGAGAUUCUGCUCUUCAAGAAGCUCAGAUGUGGCGCUCAAAACUAGGAAAAGCUAGAGGAAAUGCUGUAAUUCUAGAAGCAGCUGUUGUCAGAGCUGAAGAGAAAGCUAGGGUCUCAGCUGCUGAUGCUGACAUCCGCAUAAAAGAAUCCAUGAGCCGAUUUGAGUCUGCCAUCAAAGAAAAGGAGGAUCUCCUAGCCCUUGAGGAUGCUCUACAAUCUCAAAUACAAAGGCAAGAGACUAGCACAAUACAGGUUUGUGAAGAGAGCUCGGAGCUCUGCACUACUGCUUCGAAGCACAUGGAAGACGAUAAUGUUGAUAAAGCUUGCGUAAGUGAUACAGAUCCAAUACCAGUUACGGAGAACAUUGUUGAGUUGGAUGACGAGGGAGUUGAUAUCCCUACAGUCGGGGACACUGAGUGGGAUAAUCCCCAUUCUUCUGAAGUGUCUGAUGUAAGGGUAGUAUCCACAGAACCCGAAGAAAACAGCUUGGAUAUUCCUGUUGAUACUUGA
This is a messenger RNA of Miscanthus lutarioriparius, 1458 nucleotides long. The record is from the annotation of a GenBank genome assembly. Lineage: Eukaryota; Viridiplantae; Streptophyta; Magnoliopsida; Poales; Poaceae.